Molecule: messenger RNA, 1983 nt
Organism: Acaulospora morrowiae
Lineage: Eukaryota; Fungi; Glomeromycota; Glomeromycetes; Diversisporales; Acaulosporaceae
Source: the annotation of a GenBank genome assembly
AUGCCACUUUCAAAAUCCAAGAAAGUUUCUGGCCCGGGAAAGGCAAUUAUACGGGAUAGAUUUAAAGAAAGCUCUAGAUCGAAGAAUGGAGAUACAAUUCUGCACACAACAGAAUUAAGCGAUGAUGCUAGUUGGAAGAAGCUGCAAUCGAUAACUCAACAACGAGAUCUGGAUGAGUUUUUGACUACCGCUCAAUUAGCAGGAACACAGUUUACUGCCGAAAAGUUGAAUAUCAAAAUAGUUACAAAUAGCUAUCAGAAUCCCUUCCUUCUUAGUGCAGAUAAGGAAAAAGAAACGUUGGAAAGGCAUGAGGCAAAUAAAGAAAGACUCGUGAUUCCUAGAAGGCCUAGGUGGGAUAAAUUUACUACACCCGCACAAUUAGAGAUAAAUGAAAGGAACGCCUUCCUACAGUGGAGACGGGAUCUUGCACAUCUUCAAGAACAGAAUGAGUUUCUCUUGACGCCAUUUGAACGUAAUAUUGAAGUAUGGCGGCAAUUAUGGCGCGUAAUUGAACGUUCAGACCUGAUUGUACAAAUUGUUGAUGCCAGAAAUCCCCUGUUCUUCCGAUCCACGGAUUUAGAAAAAUAUGUGAAAGAAGUAAGUGAUAAAAAGAAAAACCUGUUGCUUAUUAAUAAAGCAGAUCUGUUGACUACUCAUCAAAGGCGUAUUUGGGCGGAUUAUCUCGAUUCUCAAGGAAUUAAGUAUACCUUCUUUUCUGCUACAUUGGCGCAUGAAAGAGACGAACAAGAACAAUUAGAGCCAAAAGUUGCUGAAAAGGAAAAUAUGGAACUCUCUGAUGAUUUACGUCGGGAUAGUAAAUCCACGAAGGUUAUGGACAAAUCAGAAGAAACCAUAGAUCUACUGGAUGAGAAAGGAACCAGAGAAAAUGUUAUUAAAACUUCCGAUGAUAUCAUAAGUAAUAAACAAAAAGAUAGUGUCAUAUCAUCCGAAUCGAAUACCUUUGAAUCAGCUUCUUCAGACGAUAUAAUAAAAGAUCUCAAUUAUGAAGAUUCUAUUGAUUCUCGUAUUCGUAUAUGCUCAAAAAAUGAUUUAAUAUCGUUGUUAGUGGCAGAAGCUAGCGAAAGUAAAGAAUUAUCCGAUCAAGAUCAGAAGUUGACAGUAGGAUUGGUUGGCUAUCCAAAUGUUGGUAAAUCCUCUACCAUAAAUGCACUUGUUGGAGAAAAACGAGUUUCAGUUUCAUCGACUCCCGGAAAAACAAAACAUUUCCAAACCAUACAACUUACUCCUUUGUUGAUAUUAUGUGAUUGUCCUGGAUUGGUUUUCCCAAAUUUUGCGACGACUAAUGCCGAUAUGGUUUGCAACGGAGUUUUGCCAAUCGAUCAAUUGAGGGAACACACUGGACCAGCCACUUUAGUUGCUCAAAGAAUACCUAAAUCUGUGAUUGAAGCUAUAUAUGGGAUAAAAAUAAAGACAAUGCCAAUGGACGAAGGAGGCACUGGGGUUCCUACAGCAGGAGAAUUAUUGGUAGCUUAUGCAGCCUCUCGAGGGUUUACUAAAUCAGGACAUGGUAACCUUGAUGAGUCAAGAGCAGCAAGAUAUAUACUAAAGGAUUAUGUAAAUGGUAAACUUCUGUUUUGUCAUCCACCGCCAAUUGGAAUACCGAAAGAAGAAUUCAACGCAGAAAUACAUGAUAUAAAAUUAUAUAUUAAAAAAAAAAAAUUGAUUUCAACACCUGAAGAAAUGUUUAUUAAAGAUAGUGAUACAGUAAGUGAGUUAUCAGUUACUGCUUCGAGUACCGACAGCAAAUCAAAAAUGCUAGAUGACACCUUUUUCGGCAAUAAUAAACAACUUUCCGGACCAAGGAUCACGGGUAAAUUCGCUUUUCAGGGAGAAUUUAACAGAGUAAAAAUAUAUCCGAUUAACUCAACUGAUGAUGCUAAUAAUCAAGUGGUGGGUAAGAAGAGUCAUAAAAGAGGUAAAAAGAACAUAAAAAAUCGAAAUGCACAAGGUUAUAAUGUUUAA